AUUCCUGUCAGAAACUGCAUUUUGAUGGAGCCAGGAGCAAACGCUCCCCAAACCACACCAAGCCUGGAGACUUCACCUUACGGCCUACCCUAGACCCAGCUCCAGCCGAGAGGCCAGACGGCAACUAAAGAACCGAAACCCAUCCCGAAAAACCCCAGCUAAACCCUCCCCUCACCCCAUCUUCACCCCGGCGGAACACAAAGGCUGCAGCCCCCUUCCCCGGGGCUGAGGUAACCCGGGGGUGGUCGCUCCUAUCACACAGGUAUCUUGUACCUAUAUAUUUUGCAAUCAACUAUUAAGGUGCAACUAUGCCCAAAAGAAAGGCGCCAGCGGAAGGAGAGGCAAAGGAGGAGCCAAAGAGAAGGUCAGCUCGACUAUCUGCUAAACCUGCUCCUCCCAAACCGGAGCCAAAGCCCAAAAAGGCAGCACCUAAGAAAGAAAAAGCAGCAAAUGAUAAAAAGGAGGACAAAAAGGCAGCAACAAAAGGGAAGAAAGGAGCCAAAGGCAAAGAUGAAACUAAACAAGAGGAUGCUAAAGAAGAAAACCACUCUGAAAAUGGAGAUACCAAAACUAAUGAGGCACCAGCUGCUGAAGCAUCUGAUGAUAAGGAAGCCAAGUCCGAGUAAUGUUGACCCUGCCCUAUAUCUCCAUCAUUUGGUAUCCGUACCUCCAUGCUGUAUUGUUAACAGAGAGGAAUAUUUUUAUCAACUAUUUUAUAAAUGCAGGUUUUUUUAGCAUGAAUUUAAUUAUGGAACAUCUUCAUCUCGGUUACUUGGGAAUUAAAUCCCUAACAAACAAAACAAAAACAACAACAACAACAAAAAAAAGAAAUCAUUGUUUUUAAAUUUUGUGAUUGUAAUAGUUUGUAUGGUACAUGGAAAGAAUAAGUGGUGGUAGCUUUUGACUUCUGUCAGUGUGUCCCUUUUUGUGUAAGUCAUGCUUACAGACUUCAGAUUUUAAUUUUUUUCCCUUGUAUGUGUUGUAUGGUUUCUUAAAGUGGGGAGGUCUCAAAACAAAUAACCGUGUUAAACAUUCCAGUGGUUCUGUGGGUUGCUUUUAUAAAGAAGGUGAGCUAUUUUCAUGAAAAAACCUAAGAGCUGGAAAUCUGUUGUUUCCCAAAUGUAAUUUUAUUUUGUCGGUUUUGAAAAAAAUAAAGAAUUAAAAAAAAGUGUAAUCAUGUUUUUAAAUGAAAUACAAAUGUUUCUUUUAAAAGGGCAGGUUGGUUGUAUGUACCCACUGUUAGGAAUUUUGCUGGAUUUAUCUUAAUAAAAAAGACUCCUCAAAAGC
Messenger RNA from Calypte anna (Anna's hummingbird), 1287 nucleotides. It is a transcript of the gene HMGN5, whose product is annotated as high mobility group nucleosome binding domain 5. Lineage: Eukaryota; Metazoa; Chordata; Aves; Apodiformes; Trochilidae. The transcript has 7 exons. The record is from RefSeq and is a predicted model, not a curated record. Gene Ontology annotation, molecular function: nucleosomal DNA binding. Gene Ontology annotation, cellular component: nucleus; chromatin. The coding region runs from base 309 to 626 and encodes 105 amino acids. Gene Ontology annotation, biological process: chromatin organization.